This is a messenger RNA of Penicillium mononematosum, 1209 nucleotides long. Its product is annotated as putative aminotransferase. The transcript has 7 exons. The record is from RefSeq and is a predicted model, not a curated record. Lineage: Eukaryota; Fungi; Ascomycota; Eurotiomycetes; Eurotiales; Aspergillaceae. Bases 1 to 1209 code for a protein of 402 amino acids.
AUGGCCUCUGCUCUCGAUAUUUCGGCAGCUCGCUCUCGCUUCCCUGCACUGCAACAGGAGCAAGUGUACAUGGACAAUGCUGGCGGAAGUCAGGUUCUUGAUACUGUGGCUGACUCCAUCCGUUCUUAUCUGCUGAACACGAACGUCCAGCUCGGAGCCAGCUAUAAAGUCUCCCAGAUUUCGACUAAUGCGUACGACAAUGCAUACAAAGUGGCUGCUGGGUUCAUCAACGCCGCGCCCGAGGAGAUCAGUAUUGGUAUCUCAACCACCCAGCUAUUGCACAAUCUCGCUACGGCGCUUAAAUUCCAAGCUGGUGAUGAACUGGUUCUUUCCAAACUCAACCAUGAGGCCAAUACCUCCCCGUGGGUCCAUAUAGCAGAGAGGUUGGGCUUGACCGUAAAGUGGUGGGCUGCUUCCGACCCAAAGAAUCCAGUGUGCGAGCCGGCUGAGUUGAAGUCCCUGCUCUCCGAUAAGACCAGACUUGUAGCAUGCCCACAUGCUUCCAAUAUCACUGGCACUAUCAGCCAUAUCCGAAGGAUAGCAGACGUGGUUCAUGUUUAUCCUCGUGCACUGCUGUGUGUGGAUGGAGUGGCCCUGGCUCCGCAUCGUCAGGUCGACGUGAAGGCGUUGGACGUGGAUUUCUAUGCAUUCUCCUGGUACAAGGUGUAUGGACCACACUUGGCACAACUAUAUGCCUCAUCACGCGUUCACGACCAGAUCCAGUCACUGGGGCAUUUCUUCAAGCCCACAGAUACACUAGACCUGAAGCUCAACCUUGCAUCGGCUAAUUAUGAGCUUACACAGAGUAUCACCGAGGUUGUGGAGUACUUUGGCUCCGACCCUAGCAGGACCUGGGCCCAGAUGGCCGAGCACGAAGAGCGGCUACAGCAGAUUCUACUUGAAUUCCUAGCUUCUAAUAGCCGGAUCGAUAUUAUCGGUGAACCUUCGGCCAGUAAGGAGCUCCGCGUGCCUGUUAUUAGUUUUGUUGUGCCGGGAGUGGGCAGCCAGCGCCUUGUGGAGGAGGUUGAGCGUCGAUCGGCCUUUGGGUUCCGCAGCGGCCAUAUGUACAGUCACCGGCUACUGGCCGACGUAUGCGGAUUGGAGGAUGUGGAGGAUGGGGUGGUGCGGGUCAGCUUCCUGCACUAUAACACCGAGGCCGAAGUACGGGGGCUGGUAGAGGUGUUGCGAGAGGUGCUUGCAUCGUUGUAG